CUGGUACGACCAAUGGCACCAAGGACCACCUCAUUGCACACCAACUCCGAUGUACAGACACCCAGUCCGACCUCCUUUUCAUUCAUAAAUUCUUGCGUUGCCGACGCACAAAUAAAUUUAGGUUAUGGUGACAUUUUAAGCCAGUUUGUAGUAUCUCGUGACUUAUUCACGAUAUUGCUAAUUAAUGCACGUUCCUUAAUCAAUGAGGUAUCUGAACUAAGGACAUUAUUAUUAGUCGCCAAGCCUACUGUAGCUCUGAUUACUGAGUCAUGGUGCUCAUCCUCUGUACUUGAUGUGCAUAUAG
Molecule: messenger RNA, 304 nt
Organism: Trichobilharzia regenti
Lineage: Eukaryota; Metazoa; Platyhelminthes; Trematoda; Strigeidida; Schistosomatidae
Source: the annotation of a GenBank genome assembly